AUGGAACUAUGCAUUGGGGACGUUCAUGCCGUGCGGGGCUGUUCCGGUUGUGGAAAAUGUGACUGCAGUGGAGUAAAAGGGCAAAAGGGAGAAAGAGGCUUGCCGGGACUACAGGGUGUGAUUGGGUUUCCUGGAAUGCAAGGACCUGAAGGUCCCCCUGGGCCACCAGGGCUUAAGGGUGAUACUGGAGAACCAGGACUGCCAGGAACAAAGGGAACAAGAGGCCCCCCAGGAGCAUCAGGCUUUCCAGGAAACCCAGGCCUUCCUGGCAUUCCAGUAUGUAAUGGCACAAAGGGUGAAAGAGGUCCAGUUGGUCCCCCAGGUUUACCAGGGCUGACUGGGAGCAUAGGACCGCCAGGACCUCCUGGAAUGAAGGGAGAUCCAGGUGAAGUGAUUGGUCUUUUACCUCCUAGUGUGUUAAAAGGUGAUAAAGGCUUUCCUGGCCAACCUGGACUACCUGGUCCACCUGGAACUCCAGGGUUUCAGGGACCAAUGGGGCCACAGGGGCCUCCGGGAGAUCCAGGUCCUCCAGGGCCACCAGGACUCCCAGGCGAGAAGGGCUACAUGGGCUUGGGCUUUCAGGGUCCCAAAGGUGAAAAGGGAGAACAAGGAGUAAGGGGCCCUCCAGGCCCACCAGGACCAGCACCACAUAUGAAAGAAAAGGGGGCUGAAAUCAUAAGGGGAGAAAAGGGUGAACCAGGUGAAAAGGGUGAACAGGGACUCCCAGGAUUUCCAGGUUCAGGUUUCAAAGGAGAAAAGGGUGAACCUGGGAAGCCUGGUCCACGUGGAAAGCCUGGAAAAGAUGGUGAACCAGGACCAAAAGGAGAAUCCGGCUUGCCUGGUGGAUUUGGGAUUCCAGGACGACCCGGGGAGCCUGGUGCGAAGGGUGACAAAGGUGAACCAGGUUUUCCAGGACCUCCAGGAAGAGUUAUAGAUGGACCAGUAGAUACCUUUGGUGAAAAAGGAGAGCCUGGACUGUCAGGUUUGCCUGGACUGAAAGGUCAAAAAGGUGAAAAAGGUUUCCCUGGUAUACAAGGAAUCCCAGGACCUCCAGGUCGACCACUUCCAGACAGGGCAGGGUCACCUGGUGUCCCUGGAGAGAGAGGUGAAAAAGGUGAAAAGGGUUCUCCGGGAUUCCCUUUACCUGGACCCCCUGGAAGAGAUGGUUUCCCGGGUCCCCCGGGGUUGCCUGGCCCACCAGGUCCUCCAGGCAAAACAGACGGAAUUGAUCAAUGCCAGCAGGGAGAACCUGGUACACCAGGUAGUCCUGGACCGCCAGGAAGAGAUGGAUUUCCAGGAGAGAUGGGAGAGAAAGGUGACAAAGGUGAAUCUUGUGCCUUAUGUGAUACAGUAGGACCUCCUGGACUUCCAGGACCACAAGGGCCACCUGGUCCAUCAGGUUUUCCAGGACAAUCAGGUUUCAAGGGUGACAGAGGCUUACCUGGACUUGAUGGCCUUCCAGGGGUACCUGGGCCCCCCGGCACUCCAGGACUUAUGGGCAUCCCUGGGGCAAAAGGAGAACCAGGAGAUUUUUCGUAUGAUUCUAUCCUGAAAGGUGAAAAGGGAGAUCCUGGUUUCCCAGGACAACCAGGUACUCCUGGAAGAGAAGGAAGACCAGGAAAAGAUGGCUUGCCAGGUCUCCAGGGCCCAAAAGGAGCAUCGGGUACAGCUGGCUUGAAAGGAGAACGUGGUCCCCCUGGCCAACCUGGAUUCCCUGGAGUACGUGGUGAAAGAGGUUUUCCUGGCCCUCCUGGGGUAGGCGCUGCAGGGUUGCCCGGCGACAAAGGAGACAGAGGCUUUGCUGGAACCCCAGGUUUACCAGGCCUUCCAGGAGCAAAGGGUGAAGCAGGACGAACUGUACCGCUCCCCGGCCCUCCUGGGGCAGAUGGCCUUCCUGGGCCACCUGGCUUCCCUGGACCCCAAGGUGACAAAGGGAAUCCUGGGCUUCCAGGCAGACCCGGCCUGCCAGGAGAAAAAGGUGCUGUCGGGCAGCCAGGUAUAGGGUUCCCUGGACCUCCAGGACCCAAAGGUUUCCAGGGUCAGCCUGGCUCGCCAGGUCUGCCAGGUACUCCGGGAACCCCUGGCCUGGAUGGUUUGCCAGGUGUACCAGGUCUACAAGGUCAAAAAGGCGAACCUGGUGUAGGUCUCCCUGGCCCUAAGGGAUUGCCAGGCGCCCCAGGCCCAGCUGGCAUCCCUGGAGAAAAGGGAAAUCCAGGACUGCCUGGCUUACGUGGCGAGCAAGGCUUUCCGGGCAUACCUGGACAGCAAGGAUUCAGAGGUGACCCCGGCCUUCCAGGACUGCAAGGCUUGCAGGGCCCCCCGGGCGCGCCGGGGCUGGGCCCACAGGGAUCACCGGGACCCGCCGGGCAGCCGGGACCCCAGGGACCGCCGGGAUUUCCUGGAAUAAAAGGAGAAAGGGGCUUCCCUGGUAUCCCAGGUCUAGACAUGCCAGGACCAAAAGGGGAUAAAGGUAGCCAGGGCCAGCCCGGAGUACCAGGGUCUGUGGGGUUACCUGGCCUACCGGGUCCACAGGGGGCUGUUGGACUGAAAGGAUCAUCAGGAGCUAAAGGAGAAAUGGGAGUUAUGGGAACUCCUGGAUUGCCAGGGACUCCUGGACCAGUUGGAGAUCGAGGGUUUCCUGGUGAAAAAGGUAGCCAAGGUUUCAGAGGUUUAAUUGGACCACAGGGUGAUCCUGGUGUCAAAGGGGAUAAAGGUGAAGCCGGUCUCCCAGGAAAACCUGGAACAAUGGACAACAUGGACAUGGUUAGUCUUAAAGGCCAAAAGGGAGAUCAAGGAGAAAAAGGGGACCACGGAGCAACAGGAGAAAAAGGGUUACGUGGGGAAUAUGGAGAACCAGGAAUUCCUGGAAAGGAUGGUGAACCUGGUACUCCAGGGCAUCCAGGACCAAAAGGUGAUCAGGGCCCCCCAGGGUACCCAGGCGAUCCAGGAAUUCCAGGACAAAAAGGAUCGGUUGGUGAAAUGGGUUUGCCAGGAACACCUGGAGAAAAGGGUCUGCCGGGAGUACCAGGUUCGCCAGGCACACCAGGGUUCCCUGGGCAAAAAGGUGAAAAAGGAGACAAAGGAGCACCAGGUUUUCCCGGAAUUGGCUUUCCAGGGUCUCCUGGUGAGAAGGGAGAACCAGGAAGAACUGGUAGUCCAGGUUUAUCUGGAGAUAAGGGUGAAAAAGGUAGUGCCGGAAUUCCUGGAAUGCCGGGUGUCCCAGGUCCCAAAGGAUCCCCUGGCAUGGCAGGAUUUCCAGGCAAUCCUGGCCGUCAUGGAGAAAAGGGUGAAAAAGGACUUCCUGGCUUAAGUGGCAUUCCGGGUUUAAAAGGAGAACCAGGUGAACCUGGUGUUCCCGGUCCUGCUGGUUCCAUCGGACAGAAGGGUGAACCAGGUUAUGAUGGGAUUCCAGGUGCCGCUGGUGCAAAGGGUGAACAAGGCAUUCCAGGUAGAGGACUUCCAGGAUUUCCAGGUGCAAAGGGAGAUAAAGGUGCAAAAGGUGAUGUGGGCUUUCCAGGAUCCCCAGGAAGUCCGGGGAUCCCAGGUCUGAAAGGAGAACCAGGGUAUGCUGGUCCGCCAGGCCCUAAGGGCAGCCAAGGUCUUCCUGGACUACCGGGAAGUGCGAUUGAGGGCCCUAAAGGAGACAGAGGACCCCAAGGCCAACCUGGCCUUCCAGGUUUACCGGGUCCAACAGGGCCACCAGGAACCCCCGGUCUAAAAGGAGCCAAAGGAGAGCAGGGGAGCAAUGGCUGGCCUGGGACUCCUGGAGGUCCAGGGGUCAAAGGUGAUCCAGGUUUCCAGGGACUACCAGGUAGUCCUGGUUUACCAGGAGAUAUUGGUCCAAAGGGUGAUCUGGGACCUCCAGGAGUUCCAGGCGUUCCAGGUCCAAAAGGAACUCCUGGCUUCCCAGGCCUUAAAGGUGAACGAGGUGACCAAGGUCUUCCUGGAUCUAAAGGUUUACAAGGCCUACCAGGCCCACCGGGUCCUUUUCAGCUUGUUAAAGGGGAUCCUGGCUUACCUGGCCCUGUAGGACCAGUUGGUCUCAAAGGAUUCCCAGGACUUCCAGGUCCCAAAGGACAGCAAGGGGUGACAGGACCUUCGGGUGUGCCUGGACCACCUGGUAGUCCAGGGUUUGAUGGUAAACCUGGGCAAAAAGGAGAAGUUGGUCCUUAUGGUCCCCCAGGCCCCAGAGGAUUCCCUGGUCCACCUGGCCCUGAAGGUUUGCCUGGGGCUAUGGGCCCACCAGGUGCACCAUCUGUUGCUCAUGGCUUCCUUGUUACCAGACACAGUCAAACCACUGAAGAACCAUCAUGUCCAUUUGGAACAAGGCUGAUUUACCAUGGCUACUCCUUGCUUUAUGUACAAGGCAAUGAAAGAGCACAUGGGCAAGAUCUGGGCACGGCAGGGAGCUGUCUUCGUAAAUUUAGUACCAUGCCUUUCUUAUUCUGCAAUAUCAACAACGUAUGUAACUUUGCAUCGAGGAAUGACUAUUCGUACUGGCUGUCCACUCCUGAACCCAUGCCAAUGAGUAUGGCUCCUAUCACUGGUGAUAGUAUCAGACCAUUCAUCAGCAGAUGCUCUGUAUGUGAAGCUCCUGCUAUGGUAAUAGCUGUUCACAGCCAAACAAUUCAAAUACCACCCUGUCCUGAAGGCUGGAGUUCCCUUUGGAUCGGUUACUCCUUUGUCAUGCACACCAGUGCUGGUGCGGAGGGCUCUGGCCAGGCCCUGGCGUCUCCUGGUUCCUGCCUAGAGGAGUUUCGCAGCGCUCCCUUCAUUGAAUGCCAUGGCCGGGGCACCUGCAAUUAUUAUGCAAAUGCUUACAGCUUCUGGCUUGCCACUAUAGAGAGGAAUGAGAUGUUCAAGAAACCGACUCCCUCCACUUUGAAAGCCGGGGAUCUGCGCUCAAAUGUUAGCCGUUGUCAAGUCUGUAUGAGAAAAACAUAAUGACUUUUGAAUUUCAACUAAUUUCACACAAUAUGGUGCUAUUCGUUUAACAGCAAUGAAGCCUAGACAUAUAUCAUAUGUACCUCAUUGUUGUCCAAUAUGAAAACAGUAAAGUGCCUUUUAGGAACUUGCAUAACUAACACACACUGCUUUACUGGCCCUGUCCUUGCUGAAGAAGAAGAGAGACAACAAAGAUAAGCUUCAAAUGUUGACAUGCCAAGUGGCACUUUUGAUCAAAAUAUAUGUAUUUUUAUAUAAAUGUAAUGCACUGAAAGAAUAAAAAGUCAGCAUUUAUCCAGAAAAAAUGCAAAGGUGCUAGGAGGUAUGCAGUUCUGCCUUAUACUGUUUGACCCUCUUUUCUCAUUCUUGUAUUAUAUAUUUAGAUUCAUUUUUCUUCCCCAGAUAAGUUUGUUGUUACCGUGAUCUAGGCGUCUCAAAAUCCCAGACUCUUGGGUAUGUACUUAUUGUUCCUGUACAAAGCAAUACUAAUGUAAAAAAA
This is a messenger RNA of Opisthocomus hoazin, 5443 nucleotides long. The record is from RefSeq and is a predicted model, not a curated record. Lineage: Eukaryota; Metazoa; Chordata; Aves; Opisthocomiformes; Opisthocomidae.